AUGGCAUUUCCCAAGAACGUGGGCAUCAAGGCCCUUGAAAUCUAUGUUCCGAGCCAGACCCUGGAUCAGGCCCAGUUUGAGACUCACCAGGGUGUAUCUGCUGGAAAACACACCAUUGGCCUUGGGCUAAAGUCGAUGAACUUCUGUAACGAUCGCGAAGAUGCCACUUCUCUUGCAUUGACUGCCGUUUCGUCGCUCCUCCGCAAAUACGCAAUAGACCCGCAGUCCAUCGGCCGGCUCGAAGUCGGUACAGAAUCCCUCAUCGACAAGGCCAAAUCGGUCAAAUCCGUUCUCACGCAGUUGUUCGGCGACAACCACGCCCUGGAAGGUGCGGACACGGUAAAUGCCUGCUACGGCGGUACCAACGCACUAUUGAACGCUAUCAACUGGGUUGAAUCGCGCUCAUGGGACGGCAGAGAUGCAAUCGUUGUCGCCUCCGACAUCGCCAUCUACAAAGACGCUGCUGCGCGACCUACCGGAGGAGCAGGUUGUGUAGCGAUGCUCGUCGGCCCAGACGCUCCCAUCGUUGCCGUCCCUACGCUUCGCGGCACAUACAUGACCCACGCAUACGACUUCUACAAACCCGACAUGAAAUCAGAGUACCCCCUCGUCGAUGGCAAACUCUCCAUCUCCUGCUUCCUCUCCGCCCUCGACGGCUGCUACAAGCAGCUUCGCGACAACGCCACCCGCCUUCUCACCGACGAUACCGCGCUGAAGCAGCGCAACCCAGACGCCGUAGCACUGCUGAACCGCGAGCGCAAAAGCUUAAUCGACGUCUUUGACUUCAUGGCCUUCCACACGCCAAACUGCAAGCUGGUCAGCAAAUCCUACGCUCGCCUGCUCUACAACGAUUUCCUCACCAACAAGUCCGACGUAGCGUUUAGUACUGUCGCCGAACCCCUUCGAGACCUGCCAUACGAAGAGUCGCUGAAGUCUAAGGAUCUGGAAAAGACGUUCAUCGGCCUCAGCAAAGAGCGUUUCGCCGCCCGCAUCGCACCGUGCAUUGAAGCACCAAGUCGCUGCGGGAACAUGUAUACGGCUAGUCUUUACUGCUCGUUGAUUAGCGUCCUGUCGUGCGUCGGCUCCGAAGGACUGCAGGGUAAGACAAUCGGCAUGUUCAGCUACGGCAGCGGGAUUGCUAGCACGCUUUUCACGCUGCAGGUCGUGGGCGAUGUGAGCGGGAUUGUUGAGAAGAUUGAUCUUGCGGGGAGGUUGCAGGAGAGGCAUGUUGCUAACCCGCGGGAAUAUGAAGAGGCCUGCACAUUGCGCGAAGCAGCAUACGGCCAGAAAUCCUACACGCCCAGCGGCGACUUGUCUACUAUCAACGAGGGCGCUUACUACUUGGAGCAUAUCGACGAGCAGUUCCGACGCACCUACGCUAUCAAGAAGACGACUACAAAUGGCACCAACGACUUGCACUAA
Molecule: messenger RNA, 1422 nt
Organism: Dothidotthia symphoricarpi CBS 119687
Lineage: Eukaryota; Fungi; Ascomycota; Dothideomycetes; Pleosporales; Dothidotthiaceae
Product: hydroxymethylglutaryl-CoA synthase
Exons: 4
Coding region: 1-1422 (473 amino acids)
Biological process (GO): ergosterol biosynthetic process; acetyl-CoA metabolic process
Molecular function (GO): hydroxymethylglutaryl-CoA synthase activity
Source: RefSeq, a predicted model, not a curated record